AAAUUUAUUUCUGAUAUGAACGAAGAAUUCGCUUGUGCUAUACUCUUUGAGCAUGUGCGGGCAUUUCAAAUGCAAAAGAGCAGUCAGAGUAUGGACUGUUUUUCACUUGCUAUUCAAGAAAUUUUAAAAGCAUAUGAUAUUUCACCUGAAGGUAAAAAUAGUGAACUGUGGGAUAACCUACCUUUGACUACGAGACAAAUUAUCUCUCCCUUUUUAACUUCGCAUUACAAAAUAGCAGCUGUCAGCAAUGAUAAAAAGUUUCCACAUCCUAUUUAUGGUUCUGAAGCUGGUUCUUCCGUCGAAAAUUGGGCUUACAAUUGGCUUUGCAGUAUGUUUAACGACAUCUACGAUGAAAGGCUCAAUAGUGUAUUACGUGCGUGUAAAUUAGCACUUAAGCGAGAUAUAAAAAUACUCACAUUUUGUUUGUUACAUGUUGUGUCAUACAUAGUAACAAAUGCCACAGACAAAGAACAUACAAGAAUACGAGAGGAAAUGUUGACAAUAAUCGAUGUUAAGAAGAAACCCACACUUGAUCCUGAAUUGUCGCGUCAUCGACCGCUAAGACAUGGGCAUAGCGUAAAGGCAGACGAUACAAGAAUCUCUGAAGAAACUAGACGAACGCGUUGUGCACAGAUCGUAUUUUCAGUAUUAGAUCAUUUGCAAAGAUGGCUUUGGGAACAACGAUUAAAUCGUAAUCAUAAGUAUGAAGCAGUAAAAAAUUUCUGUGAGAAAUUAAAUUCAUUGGUAGUGGCUGAAGGUUGUUAUCAAUCUCGAGAAUAUCAUAGGGCUCUAAUGUAUUUAGAGCAACAUAUGGCUUCCUCUAAUAAAGGAUUGUCAGAAGCACUGGAGGGUGGAUUGCUAGCUAAAAUAUAUGCGCAAUUGGAUGAGCCGGAUGGUAUAUCAGGUAUACUAGCUACUCAAGAUCAUACUCCUACGGUUCAGCAAUUAGUUUUAGCUCAUGAAGUCAAUGGACAGCUUCAGGAUGCAGCUACAUGUUACGAAAGACUAGCACAGAAAAAAACAUUAAAACAUACAUAUUUGCAAGGCAUGAUACAGUGUUACCUUGGUCUCGAUCAGCCUUUCACAGCAAAACAUAUUACCGAAGGAGUUUUGAGCAGCAGACCAGAGCUAGAACCAUUAAUGAUCGAACAUGAACCUUUUUGGAGAUUGGCACAUUUCACUAGACUUGAUGAUACUUCGCAAAAAAAUAUAAAGCAUACUCUGCUCGAAGAUUUAAAGAAAGGCGUGAAACCAGAUUUACUAUCAUUAAAGAAAAACCUAGUAUCGUUGCUAGAAGAUGCUUCUCGCCCGGGAGCUUAUCAACAAUGUUACUCCUACAUCAUGAAACUACACAUAUUAAAUGAGUUCGACAAGGCAGUUUCUACCAUGUUAACUAAUAUAGAGCAACUUCCAAUGAUAUUUGAAGAGUGGGAAAAGCGUGGCCAACUCGUCAGAGCUUCGCGUGGAGUUGAAUUUGUAUUCAGUAUGCGUAGAGCAACGUUAGAUUUAGCAGUUCAAUUACAGAAAGAAAUCAACAAUAAAGAAAAUUCCAUACUUAAACAAGAAAUUGGCAAGAUUUGGCUUAAAAGCGCCAAGAUUGCGAGAAAGAGGGGAUUGCAUCAACAAUCGUACAUGUAUAUUUUAUCAGCCAGCGAUUCUUGCCCACCGCAACAACUUUACAUAGAACAAGCUCAGUUAUACUGGCAGAAAGGAUGCCAAGAAGAUGCUUUUACAACAUUAAAACGAUGCUUUUCCAGUUGCUUUCAACCCUCUGCAUAUUACAAAACAUUGGCAUCGACAGAGCGUAUAGAAGAAAGAAAACAAUGUGCAAAGGCAAAACUUUUGUAUGCAAAAUAUAAUGAUGAAACGGUUAAUGUAGAUACCGAUGCUAAUAUUAUAAAUUACAAGGAAGCUAUUGAAGUUUGGAGAGAAUGGGAAAAAAGUUUACUUUUCUGUGCACAGUAUUACGAAUCUGUCAUAAAUAGAAUGACUGACGAUGAAAAAGAUAGCAGAGGACGAGAUUUACAAGUACACGCUAUGAAUUUUUAUGGGAAGUCACUUCAAUAUGGUUGCAAAUACAUUCAUCAGUCUAUGCCAAGAAUGUUGACUAUAUGGUUGGAUUUUGCUUCUCGCAUGACAUCCCGAACUGUACAGUAUGGUAAUCGAGAAGUUGAAAAACUUCGACGAGAUGCGUUAUUAAAAAUGACAAAAAUUAUGGAAGUAUAUCAAGAAAGGCUACCAAUAUUUAUGUGGCUGACAGCAUUCAGCCAACUCAUAUCUAGAAUAUGCCAUCCCUCUACGGAAGUGCAAAAUACUCUUUGUACAAUAGUAGUAAAGCUCAUUUAUGCAUAUCCCCAACAUUGCUUAUGGAUGAUGGCAUCAGUUAUCAAUUCUUCCUACCCUGCACGUCAAAGACGUUGUCAAGAAAUACUCAAUAACUCUAAAUUUAAAACUGCUGAAAUGACAAAACUUAUUAAAGAUUUCCACACAUUAUGGGAAAGACUAAUCGAAUUAUCCAAUAAAACAAUUCCAGAUGGCGUCAUGAGUACUACGGUAAAUCAAUUAUCGCAAAACCUUCCCCGUUUACUUUCACAUAGAGAUUUUAGCCAAAUUAUGAUGCCGACAACCAAGUUUAGACAAUUUCAUCUGCCCUCUAAGGGCGUAUCAUUGGAAAAUCACAAUCCAUUUUCAUCGAACUGGAUUCAUAUAGCUGGAAUAGAAGGGAGUGUAGCCAUUAUGCCAUCUUUGCAAAGACCGCGACGUAUUGCUUUAAAAGGGUCAGAUGGUAGGCAAUAUCUUUUCAUGUGCAAGCCAAAAGACGAUUUACGAAGAGAUUUUAGAUUAAUGGAAUUCAACGAUAUUGUAAAUAAGUAUCUUCAAAAUGAUCCAGAAUCGCGACAAAGAAGAUUGUACAUUCGAACAUACAGCGUUGUACCCUUAAACGAAGAAUGCGGUUUAAUAGAAUGGGUACCGAAUCUAGUUGGGUUUAGACCUGUUAUAAUAAAUUUGUAUAAAGAAAGAGGUAUUGCAAUUACAAAUAGAGAACUUAAGAGCAUGUUGUGCGCGUUGAAAGAUCCUCUGGAAAAAAAGAGGAAGGUAUUCUUAGAGCAACUCUUACCGCGACAUCCCUCAGUUCUUGGAGACUGGUUUCGCCUCACAUUCCCCGAUCCAUAUGGAUGGUACGAAGCACGUACCGCGUACAUUAGAACUACAGCAGUAAUGUCCAUGGUGGGCUAUAUUCUUGGCCUUGGAGAUCGUCAUGGGGAGAAUAUACUAUAUGACUCUAAAUGCGGAGAUUCUGUGCACGUGGAUUUCAAUUGUUUAUUCAACAGGGGAGAAGACUUCGACUGGCCAGAACGUGUGCCAUUUCGUUUAACACAUAACAUGGUAGAUGCUAUGGGACCGUUAAAAAUUGAAGGACCAUUUAGACGUGCUUGUGAAAUAACUAUGAGGGUUCUUCGACAACAAUGUAGCACUUUAUUAAGUGUACUCACUCCAUUUGUAUACGAUCCACUUGUAAGCUGGAAUAAGAACCAUACUGGCGAAGGAGGUGAAAAAACAAAUGAAAAGGCUGUAGUACAUAUAAAGAAUAUAGAACAACGGCUAAAAGGUUUAAUACGAUCUCAUGGGAAAAAAUUAGAAAAUAUUGCCUUGAAUCUUAGUGUCGAGGGACAAACUAACCAUCUAAUUCUAGAAGCAACAAACAUAGAUAAUCUUUGCCAAAUGUAUUUUGGUUGGGGUGCAUAUAUGUAACAAGUAUUAUAAUGUAUAAAUUACCUGUAUAUAGGAAAAACAUGCAUUACAAGUAUUUAGAAUGAUACAAAUCAAUUCUUUGGUCUCAAGGUUCUGAAUUGAAAUGUCGAAGCAUCAUAAAAUAUGAAAGUGCAGUACUAAGUGUCUGUAAAUGUAUGUAAAUAAAGUAAUUGUUGUAUAGUAUUGUAUACUAAGUAUUGUAAUAAUAACAAUUUUAUAUAUUUUUAUACAUAAAUUAGCAUUAAUAAAAUUUUUACCGAUGUGAA
Messenger RNA from Hylaeus volcanicus, 4019 nucleotides. Its product is annotated as serine/threonine-protein kinase ATR-like. The coding region runs from base 16 to 3753 and encodes 1245 amino acids. The transcript has 22 exons. Gene Ontology annotation, cellular component: nucleus. Gene Ontology annotation, biological process: DNA damage checkpoint signaling; protein phosphorylation; telomere maintenance. The record is from RefSeq and is a predicted model, not a curated record. Gene Ontology annotation, molecular function: protein binding; protein serine/threonine kinase activity. Lineage: Eukaryota; Metazoa; Arthropoda; Insecta; Hymenoptera; Colletidae.